CUUAAACAUACUGAGGUCAAUGCCUGUGGCCUGGAUGUGACUAUUUCGCGGGAGGAAAGUAUUUGAAAGGAGCGCAUGUUUUUCUCUACGGAAGUGACCGCGAGACACUUAUGGCGGCACUCUGUCCAAUUCCUGAUUUCUUUGAAAGUUGCGUUGACGGCGUCUAGUUGGGACCUUUGCCAUAUUUCGUAAACCAACUUAUUUAUCAACGAAACUAAGCAAGGUUAGAAGGGCAUUGUUUGCAUUUCAUAAAGACGUUUUUUCACACUUAGUGAAAGUCUAGCUUGCUAGGUAGUGACCGAGAACCAGUGAAUGUUAUUCGUCUGGAUUCCUCGCUUUCGUAUUUAAUGACGGUUUUGCGUUGUAGGCUACUUUUUACGUUUUAUUUUUUCAUUCAUUUUCAGUGGAGUGUGGCGAAAGUGAGAUUUGAACUGAGCCCACGAUUGCCAUUGGCCAGUGUCUACUCGACCUGCAGUUUCGGGAGGGAAGAGGCUGGGUCCCGACUCAAUUGGAGUCGCUCGGGUUGUACCAUGCUGAAGACUCAUCACCGUUUACUUGGCAUUCACACUUUCUUCGGAGUUACAUCUAGAAUAUGGGGGUUUAUUCUGUACAUACUCAGGAAACAUUUACGGACGGUAGCGUUCUCCUGGCAUCCGCCAAACCCAGAUUAGUCUGUCGGACUGCCAGAUGAGGAGCGUGAUUCAUCACUCCAGAGAACGCGUUUCCACUGCUCCAGAGUCCAAUGGCGAUAAUCCAGUACCAAACGGUGCGUUAUGACACACUACCUCUGUUGCCUGUGUCCAGAAACAGACUCAAUGCAGUCAAGAGGAAGAUUCUGGUGCUGGACCUUGACGAGACCCUAAUCCACUCCCACCCUGAUAGGUUGGUGAGACCCAAAGUGAGACCAGGCACUCCACCAGACUUCAUCCUAAAGGUGGUGAUCAACAGACAUCCUGUCAGGUUUUUAGUACAUAAAAGACCGCAUGUGGACUUCUUCUUAGAAGUGGUGAGUCAGUGGUAUGAGCUGGUGGUUUUCACGGCCAGUAUGGAAAUAUAUGGCUCAGCCGUGUCUGACAAGCUAGACGGAGACAUCCUUAAACGAAGAUACUACAGACAGCACUGUACAUUGGAUCUGGGUAGCUAUUUUAAAGAUCUUUCUGUGGUGCACAAUGAUCUAUCUAGCAUAGUCAUCCUGGACAACUCGCCUGGAGCCUACCGCAUCCACCCUGGUUCACCUCAGAUGUCCGAUCCGUCCUCAGUCGAAAACUCCAUCAGCAUCGGCUAUGGGGAUUCGUCCAUCGGGGCUAGUAUCAGCACCUCCACUUCCUCUCUUUUUAGAAUGCCGUUUCUCCUGGUUUGCACGACCCCUUCCUCUGCUCUGCCCACAUCUCUCAAUCUCCAUGGUGUGACCCUUUUUAAGAAGAGGGAGGACAAAGACUGGGGGCCACAAAUACAGAGGAGGAGGGGGGGGGCGCUACGUAUUAUAAAAACAAAGUGGAGAGGGCAAGGUUUUUUUUUUUUUCCUGAAUGGAAACUCUUGCCUUUACAGUCCUUGGAUUCUGGGAGUUCAUGUCGAGUGUUUGUAUAAAUUUGUGAGUCUACUUUUUUUUUUAGAUAAAUUAUGUAAUCUUUUUAACUAUUGACUGGAAAUAUUGAUGAUAUGAGACUAAUGAGACUAAAGAAACCAGUCAUUUCUUAUUUCCCAUCCCAUCUUAUUAUAGUUUAUGCCGCUAGAACUCAACUCUCUCUCCACUACUAUACCCAGUCUAUCAUUCUCUCUCAACAUGUCUGUUAAUCUUUUCUGUUUAUCAUCUACCUUCUCAGGUAAGGGUACUUUUAAUAGUUUGGUUCUGGAGUUAAAGUUAAGAUUAAGGAACAACUGAUAA
Messenger RNA from Oncorhynchus keta (chum salmon), 1886 nucleotides. RefSeq names its product CTD nuclear envelope phosphatase 1A-like. The record is from RefSeq and is a predicted model, not a curated record. Bases 743 to 1588 code for a protein of 281 amino acids. Lineage: Eukaryota; Metazoa; Chordata; Actinopteri; Salmoniformes; Salmonidae. Gene Ontology annotation, molecular function: protein serine/threonine phosphatase activity. The transcript is spliced from 8 exons.